Molecule: messenger RNA, 889 nt
Organism: Aspergillus campestris IBT 28561
Lineage: Eukaryota; Fungi; Ascomycota; Eurotiomycetes; Eurotiales; Aspergillaceae
Exons: 4
Coding region: 111-707 (198 amino acids)
Molecular function (GO): protein dimerization activity
Source: RefSeq, a predicted model, not a curated record
CAUCAACAUCAACAUCAAUCAAUUUUGAUAUCAACUUCAACUUCUGUCAACCUCUAUCAACCUCCAUCCCACCAACUCUACUCUCAAAUCACUCAAGAGUGUAUCCAGCCAUGAACACAAUGGCCUACUCCGAACCCGACCCCCUCUCGGGCAACUGGUCCUACGACAGUGCCAUCGACCUCUUCGCCCUCAAUCCCGUCUUCCCCGAUCCCUUCCAGAUGGAUCUGGCCGACGAACUGCUGCCCAUGGACCCCAAGGAAUUCUCAGAACGUCCAGUCCAGCAGUCCGUCACCGGGUAUACCAUGUCUCACCAUCCGAACAAUGAGGUUGCCUCUUUACCAUCGGACGUCGAAAGCGACGAUCAGUCCUGGUCCCCCACCCAUCUCUCCUCCCUCGACAACUUCGCCAUGGACAUUGCCGCCAAACGUGCGGCCCACAACAUCAUCGAGAAGCGGUACCGUACCAACAUGAACGCCAAGUUCGUCGCCCUCGAAAAGGCCAUGGCCGGCGCCGUCGGCACGAGUAUGUCUGCCUCGGCGACGGCAGCCUCGCGGUCCACGCGCGGCGGGUCGUCCGCGUCGCUCAAGAAGUCCGAGAUCCUCUCCAAUGCCAUUGCCUACAUGCAGGAGCUGCAAGAGGCGAACCAGGCGAUGCGGAAGGAGAUGACGUUACUCCGGCAAAGUAUGGGCCUGGGGAGGCGCUACUAAACCUACUCUUGGUCCGAUUUUACUCUCGGUCCGAUUGCACUCUUGAGUUCGACUUCUGAAUCGUACCGGGAUUCCUCUUAUCAUUUCAUUACUUAAUGUAUAUUAAUCUUUCGUUUAUUUUUUAUUGUUUUAUAUGAUCAUCAUGGGAUACCCGGAAAAACCAAUCCAACUCCACUUCACCA